AAAGUCUGUGCGUUAUUGACCUCAACAGAGUCCUUUGUGUCAACACGGUGGAAGAUAUGACGUGGGAAGUUUGGGAAAUACAUAUAUUUUGUACUAUUCCGCCAAAUUAAACGAACUAAUUAAGCUUCUGGGAAAUCAGUUAUGCGUCUCAUCUCUUCUGCUCUUUGUUUCUUUUGUUUAUUUACGUGUUAACGUGAGAAGUUUGCUUCUUUUGUUUAAGGGAUUGUCAGUGAUUGAUCUGUAAGGAGCCUCAGUCAGUAGUCAUGGUUUUGAUUCUGGGACGACGUGUGAACCGUGAGGAUCCGGCAGUGGUCCCUGACUUGCCGGCUGUUAAGCGUAAAGUCUUUGAGAUGGACCCCAAGAAUGUGGAUGACACCAUGGAUUUCUCUUCAGGCUCAUCACACGCUGAGGGCGUGCUGCAUGUUUUUGACGAGUUUCGCACAAAUCGUCUGUUCACAGAUGUUGUGAUUGGUGUGCAGGGACGAGAGUUUCCAUGCCAUCGUGCCAUGCUCUCUGCCUGCAGCGUCUAUUUUAAGGCCAUGUUCUGCAACGACCACCGUGAGAGCCGGCAAACCCUGGUGGAGAUCAGCGGUGUCCAAGCUGAUGCCAUGGAAGUCUUGUUGCAGUAUAUUUACACAGGUCGUGCCACAAUUACCACACAAAAUGUGCAGUAUCUCUUUGAGACAUCCAGCCUCUUCCAGAUUGGAGCCCUGAGAGACGCCUGUGCCAAAUUCCUUGAGGAUCAGUUGGAUCCAUGUAACUGCCUUGGUAUGCAGCGUUUUGCCGAGACCCAUUCACUCAAGCAGCUGGCUGGACGCUGUCGAGGCUACGCGCUGCAGAAUUUUCCAGAGGUGGCUCAGCAUGAGGAAUUCCUGGACUUGCGCAGGGAGGAGCUGGAGGGAUACCUAGCGAGCGAGGAGCUGUGUGUGAGCAGGGAAGAGGUGGUGUUUGAGGCCGUCAUGAGGUGGGUUUACCACAGCGUGGAGUACCGUCGGCCAAUGUUAAAGGAGCUGCUCCAGCACGUCCGGCUGCCAUUAUUGCACCCCAACUACUUUGUACAGACGGUGGAGGGAGAUCAGCUGAUCCAGAACGCUCCCGAGUGUUACCAGCUACUGCACGAGGCCCGACGCUACCAUGUGCUUGGGAACGAGAUGAUGUCACCUCGGACCAGGCCACGCAGGUCGACAGGGUUUUCUGAGGUCAUCGUGGUGGUCGGAGGCAGCGAGAGGGCAGGAGGAUUUAACCUGCCUUACACAGAUUGUUAUGACCCUGUUACAGGCGAGUGGAAGUCUCUGGCCAAACACCCUGAGUUCACCAAGUCGGAGUAUGCAGUGUGCUCCUUGCGCAAUGACAUCCUCGUCUCAGGUGGACGCAUCAACAGUAGUUAUGUGUGGAUGUACAACUCUCAGCUGAACCUGUGGAUCAGGGUGGCGUCGCUCAACAAGGGCCGCUGGAGGCACAAGAUGUCCGUUCUGCUAGGAAAGGCAUAUGCCGUUGGAGGAUAUGAUGGUCAGACGUGCCUCAGUAACGUGGAAGUGUACGACUCCUUCUCUAACCGCUGGACGGAGGUGGCUCCUCUAAAGGAGGCUGUGAGCUGUCCAGCUGUGGCCAGCUGUGCUGGGAGACUGUUCGUCAUCGGUGGAGAGCUAGAUGAGAACAGCUGCACAGACAAGGUGCAGUGUUAUGACCCAGAGACAAACAGCUGGCUGCUGCGAUCCAGCAUUCCCAUUUGUAAGCGCAACAUCACGGCCGUGUCUCUGAACAGCCUGUUGUACGUGUGUGGCGGACUCACCAAGUGCAUCUACUGCUACGACCCAGCACAGGACUUCUGGAUGCCUGUGGUUAACACCUUCAGCAGACAGGAGUGUUGCGGCAUGUCGGUGUGCAAUGGGAAGAUCUUCAUCCUGGGGGGACGUGGUGAGAACAGUGUGGCUUCUGACAGUAUCAUGUGUUAUGAUCCUGCCACUGGCAUACUGACGGGUGUUGCUGCUAUGCCCCGCCCCAUUUCCUGUCACGGUUGCAUCACUAUACACCGCUUUGACGAGAAGCUGCACCGGACCUGAGAGUGACACUCCCACACACACACACACUUACACACACACACACAAUACUAACACAGCGGGAUCUGUUAAUACACUCAGAACACAAUCUGGACUGGACUGAUGUUAAAGAGAUGAGCUCAAGCUUGUGUGUUUUGUUCAGCUUUUCUUGAAGGUGAUCAAACAAUAUAAGAAGAGCUGAUCCACUCCUUUCACAUCACUCACCACUUUAACAAGUUUCCUUACUUUGACACCAGUCAUACACACGGCACACCUCCUCUAUGACCAUCUUCUUUUUUGUUAUUUUAACCUGAUGUGUUUUGCCUUUAUCUUUUAUUAUUUCUCUCCCUCCGUUGCAGUUCUUUCUGUAAUGUUUUUCUCAUAUUCUUUACCUCAUCUCUCGCUCUAUCUCGCUCCCCCCCCCCCCCCCCAGUAAAAGAAUGUAAAUCACCCUUCUUCUUUUAAGAUCAUUACAUGCUGAGGCAGUGUGUUCAUUCCUAUCAUGCAACACCAUGCAGUAGUAUUUUAGCUUCACUAUGAACUCUAGACAGGACGAUAGCAGCAACAUUCAUAUAUCAGCUGCUUGGCAAUUGUAUCUUUUGUGUAACGUUUUUUUUUUUUCAACCCACUUGUGUGUUAUUCGGCUUUAUGUUAACAAUCUUUUUCAUUUACUUUUGUUCAGUUUUUUUAUUCAACAAUUUGUUCAUCUUGCUUUCAUGUUCAUCAUUAUUCAUUUAUAAUUGUAUUUAAUAGCAUUUGUGUUAUGUUUUUUUUAUAAUGACUUUGUAUUUUGCAGUAUGUAACAAUAACUACAUAGCCUGUAGAUGAAUUUGCUUGAUCAGUGUCAAGAUGUGUGAAUUUGAAUCUCUUUUAUUGACACUUGUGUUUUCCUGUUUUAGUUUUUCGUUUGUUGGUUUACACAUUUUCCUUGCGAUGUGUGAUAAAACAGAAAGAUGGACUGUUCUGAACCAGGCAGCAUAUUUGCUGUGAAACUUUUUGGUUUUGUUCUUUUUAUUUAAACAUGUCUCUGUGACAACCAUUGUGCCUUUUGUGUGUGUGUGUGUGUGUGUGUGUAUGUGUGUUUUAAAGAAACCCCAAUCAUGCACUUAAUGUCAUGUUAAUGUGUGUCAUUGUUAGUGCUAUGAUAUCUAAUUUUAAUAUGUUGCUUGUGUUUUUUAUGCAUUAUAUUAUUAGCAUGUUUUAUACUUCUGUUUGUACUCCAAGCCAUUUUUGUGCCAGACCUAAUUUUCAAGAGUUUAAUUUGAGAAUUGGAACCCUUUUUAUUUUUUGUUGAACUAUACUAACUCCAUAACAGAAUUCAUACUAAGCAAACAAUAUGAAUUCUAUUCAGUUUUUUUGUUUCUUUUGUUUAGAUCACAUUCCUGGUGCCCUGCAGCUUUAGAUAAGUAAGGUGACAAAGCUGCAUUUGGGUGGCAAUUUUUUUAUUUUUUUUUCCAAAUCAAAUUAUAUUAUGGAAAUCAAUCUUAUAAAAUGUGAAAGGGAAAAUAAUUAUUGCCAAAGCCAAGCAUUAGUUUAUUUAUCCAGAAUAAUCCUGGUUUAUAUUUUAUAUAUAUAUAUAUAUAUAUAUAUAUAUAAUAUAUAUAUAUCAUUCUUGGCACAUGUUUUUGCCAUAUUUUGCUCCUAGCUAUGUGUGUGUGUGAACAUGUAAGUCAUUAGGUAAAUUGAUUAUUAACUGGUUAGAUCAUUUAAAAAUAAGUUAAUAGCCAUGUGUUGCCAAAUAUACAAGAGUCUGUUUCAUUUUUAGUUCUGUUUUGAUAUAAAGUUAGCAGAUUUUGCUAUGUGUUAUCAAAAAGCAUCAAGAAAAUUUCAUCUGUUGCUGUUACAGAUUUUAUGGUAGUGGGUAUAGUAAUAAUUAGCUUCAAUUGUGGAAUGUGAAUUGAACAAUGCUUUUUUAAUAUAAGGUAUAUACAUUCAGUACAUAUAAGUGUGUGGGGGAGAGAUAGAGCUGUUUCUGUAUUGUACUGUAUUCUACAUCUGUUUUCAAUAAAUAUUUUUUUUAAGAUUACCAUCA
Tachysurus fulvidraco (yellow catfish) is the source of this 4071-nucleotide messenger RNA. It is a transcript of the gene klhl24a, whose product is annotated as kelch-like family member 24a. Gene Ontology annotation, molecular function: protein binding. The record is from RefSeq and is a predicted model, not a curated record. The transcript is spliced from 8 exons. The coding region runs from base 264 to 2063 and encodes 599 amino acids. NCBI's taxonomy places the organism in Eukaryota, Metazoa, Chordata, Actinopteri, Siluriformes, Bagridae.